AUGGCAACAGCUGGUGAGGAACGAGGCGUUGUAAAAGCUCGUUUUGCGCUUGUGUUGAUGCGCAGAGAUGAUUGGCUCAAUGACGGGGCAGCUCAGCAACCGAUUGGCUCUUGUUGCCAACUGGAUCUGUUCUGCGAGCGGGCGGUCACCCUGAUCGUGGACCUCUGUCUGGACGAGAGCCCGCUGCUGGACACACACACCUGCCAGGAUUUCCUGCUGAUGCUGACCACACACACACACAGCCCGCAAACAGAUCAGAGGGUUGCAGAUCUGCAGUUCAGCCUGCUCCUGCUGCUCUUCUGUGUGUGUGGCGUUGCGUUGCUAGGCGUGGUCUCCUUGGCGUCCUGGAAACUCUGCUGGUUACCGUGGCGACAGAACAUUCCCCCUGACUCCGCCUCCGCUGCCCUCGCUCUGCCCGCCCCCCCACUUGAGCCCCCUUAUCCUGCCCCUAACAACAGGUCCCGCCCCUUCAGCAUGGCGGACGAGAGAGGAAGAAAGGAUUCUGGGAGUUUCCUGGAGGCGGCGGUUAAGAUAAGCCACACCUCCCCGGACAUCCCCGCCGAGGUGCAGCUCUCCAUGAAGGAACACCUGCUGAGGAGAACCAGGAUAUCACGACAGACCACGGAGCCAGCAUCCUCUAACAGGCACAGCUCGUUCAAGAAGCACCUGCCUCGCCAGAUGCACCAUGUGAGCAGCCUGGACGCAGGGGGCGGAGACUUCCUGGAGGCGGGCUAUGAGGCCAGAGGGGCGGGGCUUGGAAGCCUCAGACCAGAGCUGUACUGCAGCGAAAACACAAAAAGUGGCAGUGGUGGGGGCAGCAGUGGUAAUGGGGGGUGUGAGGGCCCGGCGUGCGGUAAGAUCAACUUCUCACUGCAUUACGACCACGAGGGGGAACAGCUGUGCGUCCGCAUCAUACGGGCGCUUGACCUUCCCGCCAAGGAUCUCUGCGGAUCAUCAGACCCCUAUGUCAAGAUAUACCUGCUGCCCGACCGCAAACGCAAGUUCCAGACGCGUGUGCACCGGAAGACAUUGAACCCGACCUUCGACGAGAGCUUCCUGUUUCCUGUGGUGUAUGACGAGCUCGGCCAAUCAAAACUGCACCUGAGUGUGUUCGACUUUGACCGCUUCUCGCGGCACGACAUGAUCGGAGAGGUCGUCAUGGAGAACCUGUUUGAGGAAUCCGACCUCUCGCGUGAGACCUCCAUCUGGAGGGACAUACAGUAUGCAACCAGUGAGAGUGUGGAUCUGGGUGAGAUCAUGUUCUCUCUCUGCUACCUGCCGACGGCCGGGCGCCUGACCCUCACGGUCAUCAAGUGCAGAAACCUGAAGGCCAUGGACAUUACUGGCUACUCAGACCCGUAUGUGAAGGUGUCUCUGAUGUGUGACGGGCGCCGUCUGAAGAAGAAGAAGACGAGUACGAAGAAGAACACCCUGAACCCGGCCUUCAACGAGGCCAUCAUCUUCGACAUCCCACCGGAGAACAUGGACCAAGUCAGCCUGCACAUCUCCGUCAUGGACUAUGACCUGGUGGGACAUAACGAGGUGAUCGGUGUGAAUCGGGUGGGGAGCCGAGUGGAGGGUUUGGGUCGCGACCACUGGAACGAGAUGCUGGCAUACCCACGCAAACCCAUAACCCACUGGCACUCGCUACUCGAGCCCAAGAAGACGGAAAAAGAGUGGAAGGCCCGCACAGCCAGUUUUGACAGCCAGGGCUCCUGCCCCUCCCCCCGCCUCCCCUCCAGCCCCUGA
This is a messenger RNA of Engraulis encrasicolus (European anchovy), 1749 nucleotides long. RefSeq names its product synaptotagmin VIb (gene syt6b). The transcript has 12 exons. NCBI's taxonomy places the organism in Eukaryota, Metazoa, Chordata, Actinopteri, Clupeiformes, Engraulidae. Gene Ontology annotation, molecular function: clathrin binding; calcium ion binding; calcium-dependent phospholipid binding. The coding region runs from base 1 to 1749 and encodes 582 amino acids. Gene Ontology annotation, cellular component: exocytic vesicle; plasma membrane. Gene Ontology annotation, biological process: regulation of calcium ion-dependent exocytosis; cellular response to calcium ion; calcium-ion regulated exocytosis. The record is from RefSeq and is a predicted model, not a curated record.